AUGGCUAACAAAUUAAACUCACACCAGAGUUAUCCAAUUAAACUUGUUAUUGUGGGAGAUGGAACAGUAGGGAAAACGUGCGCAUUAAUAUCUUAUACAACAAAUACGUUUCCAGAAGAAUAUGUUCCAACAGUAUUUGAUAAUUAUACAUCAAAUAUUUUAGUAGAUGGAGUAAAAAUUUCGCUUGGUUUAUGGGACACAGCUGGUCAGGAAGAUUAUGAUCGUUUAAGACCAUUAUCAUACCCGCAGACUGACGUAUUCGUAUUGUGUUUCAGUGUUGUUAGUCCAACAUCAUUCACAAAUAUAACAAAUAAAUGGAUACCUGAAAUAAGACAUCAUUGUCCCGAUACACCUGUAUUACUUUGUGGAACAAAAAUCGAUUUAAGGGAGGAUAAAGAAGAUUUACAAAAACAAAGUUUAACAGCAAUCAAACGAGAACAAGGACAACGUUUAGGAAAAAAAAUUCGUGCCUUCAAAUAUGUAGAAUGUUCAGCUCUUACUCAGAAGGGAUUGAAACAGGUGUUCGAUGACGCUGUGCGCGCUGUUUUGUCACCAAAAAAUGCUAAAACAAGAAAAUCGAAUUGUGUAUUUCUCUGA
Messenger RNA from Didymodactylos carnosus, 597 nucleotides. Lineage: Eukaryota; Metazoa; Rotifera; Eurotatoria; Philodinida; Philodinidae. The record is from the annotation of a GenBank genome assembly.